ACACUUCUCAAAUUAACGACCAAGAUUGUCCCAACACAAUGCUUGUUCUGAUUGGAUUACAUUACCAAGAGUGAGUUUUUACUCGUCCACAUCAUCAUGUAUGACAAGUUCCAACAUAGGAGGUUUGAACACAAAGUCCCCAAGAGUUACGGAAUAAGCUGCUAUAUAAACCUCAGUUGACAAUCAAUGUCCGUGCAGUUUAUCAAGGAAGCAUUUCUCAUCAAUUAUUCAGAAGCUAGCAGAUAAUUCUUCACUUGGCUCACUCAAUGGAUUGUGCAUUGAGACGAAGCUCGUCUCUGAUCUCAUCACUGGCAAUGAUUUUGUUCGGUAAGUGUGUUGUUUCUCCAUUCCAUUACCUGAAAGCUGCUUCAGUUUUGAGUAAAAGAAAAGAAAUGGAGAUAAAGAUUCAUCGGCUAAUUUCUCUUGAACCUUUUAAUUUCUUGGCAGGAAGUUUAUUUGCAUUCACUAUUGCAAAAGAGGAGGCCACCAAGUUGGGAACAGUAAUCGGGAUAGACCUUGGAACUACUUAUUCUUGUGUUGGUGUGUACAAAAAUGGUCAUGUUGAGAUCAUAGCCAAUGACCAAGGCAACAGAAUUACGCCUUCGUGGGUGGCAUUCACAGACAGUGAGAGAUUGAUCGGUGAGGCAGCAAAGAACCAGGCAGCUGUCAAUCCUGAGAGAACUAUCUUUGAUGUCAAAAGACUUAUUGGAAGAAAAUUUGAUGACAGAGAGGUUCAGAAGGACAUGAAGCUUGUACCAUACAAGAUUGUUAACAAGGAUGGGAAGCCUUAUGUUCAGGUGAAAAUUAAGGAUGGGGAAACCAAGGUCUUCAGCCCUGAGGAGAUAAGUGCAAUGGUUCUUAUAAAGAUGAAGGAAACAGCGGAAUCAUUUCUUGGAAAGAAAAUAAAGGAUGCUGUUGUAACUGUUCCUGCUUACUUCAAUGAUGCACAAAGGCAAGCUACCAAGGAUGCCGGUACGAUUGCUGGACUGAAUGUUGCUAGAAUAAUCAAUGAACCUACUGCAGCAGCCAUUGCCUAUGGUUUGGACAAAAAGGGUGGUGAAAAGAACAUACUUGUCUUUGACCUUGGUGGUGGAACAUUUGAUGUCAGUAUCUUGACCAUUGAUAAUGGCGUUUUUGAAGUUCUUGCUACUAACGGAGAUACUCAUUUGGGAGGAGAGGAUUUUGAUCAGAGAAUCAUGGAAUACUUCAUUAAAUUGAUCAAGAAGAAGCAUGGAAAGGACAUCAGUAAGGACAACAGAGCUCUUGGGAAGCUAAGGAGAGAAUGUGAGCGAGCCAAGAGAGCACUGAGCAACCAGCAUCAGGUCCGCGUGGAGAUUGAAUCUCUGUUUGAUGGAACAGAUUUCUCAGAAGCACUAACUAGAGCUCGAUUCGAAGAGUUGAAUAACGAUCUGUUCAGGAAGACCAUGGGACCUGUCAAGAAAGCCAUGGAGGACGCUGGACUGCAGAAGCACCAGAUUGAUGAAAUUGUACUUGUUGGUGGAAGCACUAGAAUUCCGAAGGUUCAACAACUUCUCAAGGAAUUUUUUGAUGGAAAGGAACCUAACAAGGGUGUGAACCCAGAUGAAUCUGUCGCUUUUGGUGCUGCUGUACAGGGAAGUAUCUUAAGUGGAGAAGGAGGCGACGAAACCAAAGAUGUACUUCUACUGGAUGUGGCACCGCUUACCCUUGGAAUUGAAACUGUUGGUGGGGUGAUGACCAAGUUAAUUCCUAGAAACACUGUUAUUCCGACCAAAAAAUCUCAGGUUUUCACCACCUACCAGGACCAGCAGACAGCUGUCUCUAUCCAGGUUUUUGAAGGUGAAAGGAGUCUCACAAAGAACUGCAGGAUGCUUGGGAAAUUCGAUUUAUCUGAUAUUGCUCCAGCUCCAAGAGGAACCCCCCAGAUUGAAGUUACGUUCGAGAUUGAUGCCGAUGGUAUAUUAAACGUGAAGGCAGAAGACAAGGCCUCAGGGCGGUCAGAGAAGAUUACAAUUACCAAUGACAAAGGGAGAUUGAGCCAAGAAGAGAUUGAUCGUAUGGUUCAGGAAGCAGAGGACUUUGCCGAGGAAGACAAGAAGAUGAAAGAGAAGAUCGAUGCUAGAAACAGCUUGGAGAACUAUGUUUACAAUAUGAAGAAUCAGAUCAAUGACAAAGACAAGCUUGCUGACAAGUUGGAGUCUGAAGAGAAGGAGAAGAUUGAUUCAGCAGUUAAAGACGCCCUGGACUGGUUGGAAGACAAUCAGAAUGCAGAAAAGGAGGACUUUGCUGAGAAGCUGAAAGAGGUUGAAGCUGUUUGUAACCCAAUAGUUAGUGCUGUCUAUCAAAGGACGGGCGGAGCCCCGGAAAGUGGAUACGAUGCAGAUGAUGACUCGCGCGAUGAGCUCUAAAAUCUUUGGUUGGAGCAGCAAGAGGAUAAGAACUAAUAGCUACACACCAUCGACUACAGGAGCAUUUUUCCUUUUUUGGUUGCCAAGACUAGAGACGGGUGGGGAAAAGGGGGACUGGGACACUGAGCUGGGGAGAGGAUUGCUCACCUGUUUGCUUCCAAUUUCCUAGAUCAUUUUUUUUUUUUGGUAGAAAAGAUUACAUUUAAGCGAGGGUUUCGACAGGGACUUUGGUGAAUUGGCGCUGCCCAGCUCUUC
Molecule: messenger RNA, 2642 nt
Organism: Durio zibethinus
Lineage: Eukaryota; Viridiplantae; Streptophyta; Magnoliopsida; Malvales; Malvaceae
Source: RefSeq, a predicted model, not a curated record